UAGCGUGCUGCUAGCUGUUAGUUGUGAAAUCAAUCUCUUCUCAGCCACGUCUUUAAACAUGCAGGAGAAGCUUGUUUCUAAAGGUGAAAAGACUCUAUGGACAAGAGCUAGGCCACGGUUAUUGGUGCCGCCCUUAAUGCUGGGAACAGUAAUAUGUAUUUUCAACAUGUCAAGCAUCAAGGUAUUAUUGCCUUUGAACUUUUGGAAGACAACUUCAGUGUCGAGCCAAUCUUACAACAAUAUGACUACUGAAAUUGGCAGUUACUUUGUGGCAUACCCGCACAACUACACUUUCAGAUUGGAUGAACCAAUCAGAUGUCAGCAGGAAAGCCCAUUCUUGGUUCUUAUGAUCCCAGUCGCAAUUCACAACAGGGAGGCCCGUGACAUAAUUCGUAACACUUGGGCCAAAGAAACUACAGUGCUGGGCAAAGUUGUCAGUCACUUCUUCCUGCUGGGAGUGUCCAGUGAGGGAGAUAAGCUCCUGGAUGAGCAAGUGUUACAGGAAAGCCGGAGACAUAAAGACAUUCUCCAGAGUAGCUUUGUGGACAGCUACAAUAACCUCACCAUUAAAACCAUGGUCAUGUUUGAAUGGCUCAGCUCUCAUUGCCCCAACACCUCCUACGCCAUGAAGGUCGACUCGGACAUGUUCCUUAAUGUCCAGAAGCUUGUUGACAUGCUUUUGAAAGCCCCCCAACAUCUCUACUUGACAGGACUGGUGGCAAGGUAUGCUGCUGUUCUUCGAGACCAGACCUCAAAGUGGUUUCUGCCUGUUUCUGCCUUCCCCGAGCCAACCUACCCACCGUACGCCCUGGGACUGGGCUAUGUGUUCUCACUGGAUUUGCCCCAAAAGAUACUGGAGGCAUCUUUGCAUGUUAAAGCUAUUUACAUUGAAGAUGUCUAUGUGGGACUGUGUUUGAGACAUAUUGGAAUCGCACCAACAGAUCCUCCUCACAGUGGCUUGUUUAUGGCAAUGAUGCCUUUGUCGACAAGCAGCUGUUACUGGACCUCUGUCAUUACAACAAUUCUGGGGAGCUCUCAGCAGCUUCUGGACGUAUGGCGAAUGUAUGAAACUCAAACACAAAGUGACUGUUAAUCAAUUCUGCCCGUGCCUUCUUUUAAACCGUUUAAAAGCUGCACCUUGUAAAUGCAUAACCCCUUUGCACAAUACAGCAGUUACAUCAUAACCCUAAAUUCAUCUUAAGUUACUGUCGUCAUGAUAUUUUUUCUCUGUGACGUAUGGAAUCAACUUUUGAUACUAAGAUAGAGGUUGUGAGACAGAUAUGCAUUUUGACGGUAAGGAAAAUGUGUCAUAUUUUAGUUGAUUGCAAAGAUUGCACAAAUGGUUGUAAAUAUAUUGAUGUAAUUAAAAUAUUUUAGGAUGAUAUUUACAGUUGCUCUUGAGCUUACAUGCCCAGGACACAAAGUGUGACUCUCACUAAAAGAAGUUACUGUAUAUUAACCUGCACAAACACAAAGAAGUAGCAGGCUGAAUAGUUACCACACUGUAGAACAAUGGAGCUGUCUGCAUUCAAAGCCCCUACCAGUAUAACAUUUUAAUUCCGUCUUCAAAGUAACUUUAAUGGCAUGAAGACAGUGGAAAUUUGUUUUUACAGGGGUACAAAGAAUAGUCAUACACAAAGUGUGACUGUCCUUCACCACAGAAACCUAACUUAGAAAAGAAAGAUGUUUAUCUUACAAGCACACCUGCAUACAACCACAAACUUUGCAGCUCUCACGGUAUACUGCAAAGCAGUAUCUGUAGUUACUGCAGACCUGCAACAACCUACAUAUCCACAACAGGAAUUAAAUAUACUGCCAGGAGUAACAGAUUCACAGUAGUCUGCAGCUAUAUGUAUUUCUUUUAUUAGAGUUGUAACCAAACUAUUCACCAGCAAAAUGAUUUCUCCAUACAUUCAGUGGUGCCCUCAGCAGUAAACACAAAAAACAUGCAAACCUCACUGAGCUUGAUGUAGCAAGCAAAUAAUUUCUACAUAUGAUGUUCAACUAACUGCUUCAGUUGGUUAUCACAGUUUCAUCUUAAGCUAUUCAUGUGAAUAGGAAGUGAAGAGAGACUGCGUCACAGAAGCCUUUGACAGCACAUGUACACAUUAAGAUAAGUUUUGGAACUGAAGAAUAUUAGACAAACGUCACAUACUGUAGCUUUAACAAGCAGCAUUAAAUAAUUUACUUUUAGUAUGAGUUACUAUUUAAGGAAGCUACAAUCCUCGGUGAAGCUGAUGAGGGCAAAAUUCAAGCAUAAGUACUUCCCCUCUUGUGCUUCUCUGCUCUUUGAAUGAUCCUUUUACCAAUACAUAUAUUUUUUCUUGUUGGAGAUUAUGUAUUCUAUCCGUUCAUAUGAAGUACAGUGAGUUGAAUUGUAUUGUGAAACGAUAGCAUGUUUAAUCAUAUUGAAAUCAUUGCUUCAGUAGAUUUCUACCUGUUAUCUCUUCCUCACUCCUUUUUGAUCUCUCAACUGAUACACAUGACAUAAAAUGAUUUGCAUUUUUUCUUUUCUUUUUCACACCCAAACAUACACAUCUUUAAAAACCACUUCCUGUCUGCCUCUGCCUUUAUACGGAAGUGAAAGUAGCCCCGUCUAACACUUCUGGUGGGGGUUUCACCUCACAUACAGAGCAAUGUCACCCAUGAGCUUGGUAAUAUGCAAACAAAAGCAACAGCGCUCUCAUGUGGUAAGAGAGCAGAAAAAGGGAAAGGAGAGUAGUGUGGUAGGAAAUGAGAGAAAUAAAAUAAAGUGCUAAUUAAGUUUUGAUAACUUUUCAUACAGCAAUUCCAUUUAUAAUUCCUAUGUGACUCUACAUUACAUCCCAACUUAAA
Seriola dumerili (greater amberjack) is the source of this 2835-nucleotide messenger RNA. RefSeq names its product beta-1,3-galactosyltransferase 2-like. NCBI's taxonomy places the organism in Eukaryota, Metazoa, Chordata, Actinopteri, Carangiformes, Carangidae. Gene Ontology annotation, molecular function: N-acetyl-beta-D-glucosaminide beta-(1,3)-galactosyltransferase activity. The record is from RefSeq and is a predicted model, not a curated record. The transcript has 4 exons. The coding region runs from base 59 to 1093 and encodes 344 amino acids. Gene Ontology annotation, cellular component: membrane.